AUGACGGUUGAGUUCGAGGAGUGCAUCAAGGACUCGCCGCGCUUCAGGGCGACCAUUGAUGAGGUGGAGACUGAUGUGGUUGAGAUAGAAGUCAAGUUGGACAAGCUGGUCAGGCUCUGCAGUGGCAUGAUCGAGGCCGGUAAGGCCUAUAUCACCACCAACAGGCUCUUCCUGGGCGGCGUCCGAGACCUGUCCCGGCAGUGCCAGGGCGACAGUGUCAUCUCGGAAUGUCUGCAGAGGUUUGGAGAUAGCCUGCAAGAGAUGGUUAACUACCACAUGAUCCUGUUUGACCAGGCCCAGAGGUCCGUGCGGCAACAGCUCCACAACUUCAUCAAAGAGGAUGUGCGAAAGUUCAAGGAGACCAAGAAGCAGUUUGACAAGGUGCGUGAAGACAUGGAGCUGUCCUUGGCGAGGAAUGCCCAGGCACCUCGGCAUCGGCCCCAUGAGGUAGAGGAAGCCACAGGAGCCCUGACCCUCACUCGAAAGUGCUUCCGACACCUAGCGCUGGAUUACGUACUACAGAUCAAUGUUCUCCAGGCCAAGAAGAAGUUUGAGAUCUUGGAUUCUAUGCUGUCAUUCAUGCAUGCCCAGUACAGCUUCUUCCAGCAAGGUUAUAGCCUUCUACACCAGCUGGACCCCUACAUGAAGAAGCUGGCGGCCGAGCUGGACCAGCUGGUGAUUGACUCGGCUGUGGAGAAGCGGGAGAUGGAGCGAAAGCAUGCUGCUAUCCAGCAGAGGACGCUGCUUCAGGACUUCUCCUACGAUGAGUCCAAGGCAGAGUUUGACGUGGAUGCGCCCAGCGGUGUGGUGAUGGAAGGCUACCUCUUCAAGAGGGCCAGCAAUGCCUUCAAGACCUGGAAUCGACGCUGGUUCUCCAUUCAGAACAGCCAGCUGGUCUACCAGAAGAAACUGAAGGAUGUGCUGACCGUGGUGGUGGACGACCUCCGUCUAUGCUCUGUGAAGCCCUGCGAGGAAAUCGAGCGCAGGUUCUGCUUCGAGGUCGUGUCACCCACCAAGAGCUGCAUGCUACAGGCUGACUCAGAGAAGCUCCGGCAGGCCUGGGUUCAAGCUGUACAGGCUAGCAUCGCCUCCGCCUACCGGGAGAGCCCAGACAGCUGCUACAGUGAGAGGCUAGACCGCACUGCAUCUCCGUCCACGAGCAGCAUUGAUUCCACCUCAGAUUCCAGGGAGCGCAGCACCAAGGCUGAGAGUACCUUGCAGCGGGUGCAGAAUGUUGCUGGCAACAGCCAAUGUGGUGACUGUGGCCAGUUGGAUCCCCGCUGGGCCAGCAUCAACCUGGGUGUGCUGCUCUGUAUAGAGUGCUCGGGCAUCCACAGGAGCCUGGGUGUUCAUUGUUCCAAGGUGCGGUCCCUGACACUGGACUCAUGGGAGCCAGAGCUUCUGAAGCUGAUGUGUGAGCUUGGAAACAGUACUGUGAACCAGAUCUAUGAGGCCCAGUGUGAAGGACUGGGUAGCAGGAAGCCCACGGCCAGCAGCCCCAGGCAGGACAAGGAGGCCUGGAUCAAGGACAAAUACGUGGAGAAGAAGUUCCUGCGGAAGCUGCCAGCAGCGCCAGACCAGGAGGCACCAGCUGACAGGGAGUCAGGUCCCCGGCGCUGGCAGGCAAAGAAAUGCCAGCGGCACCACAGCUCCCCCCGGGCCCCUACCACACACCGCCGCAAAGUCCGGCUCGAGCCCGCCCUGCCCUCCAUCGUAGCCCUAUCCUCAGCCAGCACUUUGGAACGCAAGUUCCGUCGGGAUUCCCUCUUCUGCCCGGAUGAGCUGGAUUCUCUCUUCUCCUACUUCGAUACAGGUGCUGCUGGGGCGGGUCCACGCAGUCUGAGCAGUGACAGUGGCCUGGGUGGGAGCUCAGACGGCAGCUCGGACGUACUGGCCUUCGGCGCUGGCUCAGUGGUGGACAGUGUCACAGAAGAAGGCGGGGAGUCAGAGGCAUCCAGCGGUGAGGCGGAUGGGGAGGCUGAAGCCUGGGGCUUGGCGGAUGUGCGGGAGUUGCACCCAGGACUCCUAGCACACCGAGCUGCUCGAACCCGUGACCUUCCCGCGCUGGCCGCGGCGCUGGCCCACGGGGCUGAGGUCAACUGGGCCGACUCAGAGGACGAAGGCAAGACACCACUGGUUCAGGCUGUGCUAGGGGGCUCCUUGAUCGUCUGUGAAUUCCUUCUGCAAAAUGGAGCGGAUGUGAACCAAAGAGACAGCCGAGGGAGAGCGCCUCUACACCAUGCCACGAUCCUGGGCCGUACAGGCCAGGUUUGCCUGUUCUUAAAGCGUGGGGCCGAUCAGCAUGCCCUGGACCACGACCAGCAGGACCCGUUGAGCAUUGCAGUGCAGGCGGCCAACGCAGACAUUGUCACCUUGCUCCGUCUGGCACGCAUGACUGAGGAGAUGCGUGAGGCUGAGGCACUGCCAGGCCAGCCAGGCCCUCUGACAGGUAGCAGCCCUACCGAACUCCAGUACCGUAGAUGCAUCCAGGAGUUCAUCGGCCUGCACCUGGAGGAGAGCUAG
Chrysochloris asiatica (Cape golden mole) is the source of this 2523-nucleotide messenger RNA. It is a transcript of the gene ACAP3, whose product is annotated as ArfGAP with coiled-coil, ankyrin repeat and PH domains 3. NCBI's taxonomy places the organism in Eukaryota, Metazoa, Chordata, Mammalia, Afrosoricida, Chrysochloridae. Gene Ontology annotation, cellular component: cytoplasm. Gene Ontology annotation, molecular function: protein binding; GTPase activator activity. The coding region runs from base 1 to 2523 and encodes 840 amino acids. The record is from RefSeq and is a predicted model, not a curated record. The transcript has 24 exons.